Messenger RNA from Daphnia pulicaria, 1878 nucleotides. Its product is annotated as sex-lethal homolog. The transcript has 6 exons. Bases 292 to 1185 code for a protein of 297 amino acids. Gene Ontology annotation, cellular component: ribonucleoprotein complex. Gene Ontology annotation, molecular function: RNA binding. NCBI's taxonomy places the organism in Eukaryota, Metazoa, Arthropoda, Branchiopoda, Diplostraca, Daphniidae. The record is from RefSeq and is a predicted model, not a curated record.
ACGACCUUGCUCGUCCUCCAGAUAGUGUUUCACUAAUAUUUGUUUCAUUAAUAGCUGUUGAUUAGCUGAAAAUUCCAUAUUAACAUUCCAUUCAAGUAGUCCUAAAAGUGCAUCCGUGACGGGGGGCUAAGAGAACUCUCCAAGCCCAGGCUUGUGGCAGGCGCUUUUAUUUUAUUUUUUGUUUGCCUUUUUUUUGUUGUUGGCCAUCUCCCGCCUGCGACGGCCAGGCUUUUGGGCGUGAGAGAGAAAAUCUUAACAAACACAAAGAAAGGCUAACCAUACUGCAAGAAAAUGGCAUCAGCUACUGGAUCUGAUCACACUCCAUCGUCCAGCCCCAACCCUGGUAGUUCCUGUGAUGAUUCGUCGCGGACCAAUUUGAUCAUCAACUACCUGCCUCAGAAUCUGACGGAGAGCGAACUCUUUAAGAUGUUUGUCACUAUUGGAACGGUGACAAACUGCAAAAUCAUGAGAGAUUUUCGGACUGGAUACAGCUACGGAUUCGGUUUCGUCAACUAUCAAAAAGCUGAUGAUGCUAUCCGGGCUAUUCAAACUUUGAAUGGGCUUCAAAUUCAAAAUAAACGUAUCAAAGUAUCGUAUGCCCGACCACCUGGCGAAGACCGAAAGGAAACCAACCUAUAUGUUACUAAUCUCCCUAGAGAUGUUACAGAAGAUGAAUUGACAAAUAUAUUUUCUGCCCAUGGAAAUAUAGUGCAAAUGAAUUUACUCAAAGACAAAAUAACUGGUAUGCCCAGGGGUGUGGCAUUUGUCAGGUUUGAUAAGAGAGAAGAAGCCAUGGCUGCCAUUGAGCAUCUGAAUGGUACAAUCCCACAUGGACGUACUAACCCCAUUAGUGUAAAAAUUGCUGAAGAGCACGGCAAACAGAAGGCAGCUUAUUUUGCUGGAUGGGAAGCUGGAAGACAGCAAGCGCGACCAGUUGGUAAUGUUGGAGGACAACCCCAAGGUGGGAUGGUUAACCAUGGUGGACAUGGGGGUGGUCAUGGUGGCCGAAGCGGAGGAGGUGGACACUACAACGCCGGUCUGCCGUUAGCAUCGCGGCCGCCGAAUGCUCCUGGUUUCGUCCACUCGUCAGGCAUGGGACAAGUUCGACCGGAUAAAGGAUCUAAUAGCAGCCGUUACAAUCCCAUCGGAAUGGGUGGCGGUUACAACGUUUACAAUUGGAACUAAGCAAUGAGAGGGCACGAUAAGAUGACGGAAGAUUUAAAAAAGAACUGAAACUAAAUUGAACUACCGACUGCAGACGAAUGAAAAAACAUUGUUGCAACGCCAUCAGUUGGAGGAACAUGAUGUUUUUCCCAAUUCUGCUUGUUAUCAAUCUUAACUGACCUAAUUACUCCCCUUCCUUCCUCCACUUCUCCAUCAUGCACCUCUUUUUCUCAUAUUUUUUCUUCGGUCGUCAUUUGGCUAAAAUGGUUGGAUUUUCGCUCGUUAGGGUUUAUGUCUGACUCGAGUUUUUCGUACACUUCUGUGUUCCCCAUCAUGAUUUCUUUUCUUUUUCUGCAUCAUUUAUAAUCUGAACCCUUCUUGCCUGCAAGAUUUCCUGAACGCGUGUAUUUCCCUCUCGAUUCACUUCAUUCUUCUUCUCACGGUCAAUCUUGGCCGUUUUCAUUGCUUUCUAGUGGCUCCAGAAGAUCGUUUAUCAUAUUUUGACUCCCACAAGGUCCAGUUUAGUUUCAUGUUAUCUGGUUGGUGAUUUUGUUUUUUUUUCUCUCUUGCUCUCUUACUCCCUUUUGUCUACGUCUGUCUCCAUGGCCCGCCCUUACACUGUAUCCUUCUCUCCCCCCCCCCCUUCCAUAUCCCAAUCGUUUGUGACUGCAAUCAUUUGCCAAAGCGUUGAUUACACUUCACCAGUUACAACGA